Molecule: messenger RNA, 918 nt
Organism: Colletotrichum graminicola M1.001
Lineage: Eukaryota; Fungi; Ascomycota; Sordariomycetes; Glomerellales; Glomerellaceae
Exons: 1
Coding region: 1-918 (305 amino acids)
Source: RefSeq, a predicted model, not a curated record
AUGGCGGGUUUUGGUCUUUUCGGAUCUCUCCCGGCAGAGCUGCGCCUCAAGAUCUGGGGAUUCGCACUCGAACACGAAGAGCCUCAACCCAGGCGCCGGCGACACAUGACCGCUCUACUCGUCUUCUCCAUCGGCGGCGAAUGCGGAGAACACAGGCUCCCUGUCGUCUCAGCCGUCUCUCGCGAGAGCCGAAAGGAGUUCCUGCGGCUCUACGUCCGCUUCCUCGACCCGCAAGUCCCCGCCCACAGAUUCCUGCAGAGCCAUGGCUACAUGAAUCCAAGCAUGGUUCUCGGGGUACACGUCAGCUAUGAGGCGAGCAUUGGCCACAGCGUAGCUUCCGCGGAACAGGAGCAGUACACUCUUGGAUACAUGAUGGACGUCCCUGUCUUGCGCCGGGCUGCUCAGGAGCAGAUACGAACGGUCCGACUUCACGAUGUUGAUUUCGUAGCCCGUGUAAAAGGUAGCAUCCAGGUCAAAGACUCGAGCGUCAGCCCCAGUUUCAUAGAAACCGUCUUGGACCAAGACCCGUUGUGCGUCGCCAGGCUCCCGCCACUUCGCCUUCCCAACCUAUCGGCCAUACAGAUCGUGAGCCUUUCGAUCCCCCAGGCCGAUCUCGAGACGCUUUUCGGGCUGCGUUUCCGCACUCACUACGACUUCAGAUUCCGAUACUCACAGUCGUCCCGCAGGGUCUAUAUUGCAUUGGCUAGCUUCCGCUGGCUCAGUCCCCCGAUCGGCUGCCGCAUGUUGCAGGUGGGCUUUUCAAGGCCAUGGCCUCGCGUCUUCGUUCAAAUCGAAAUUUUGGCCGAAGACCCCGACACGCUGCCUUUCGACGGUUGGAUACCUCUCGAGGAUCGACAUUUGGCAGAGUGUUUCAUAUGGAGAUUGUCGGUCCAGUAUGCUGCUCUGCGUCUGGGAUAA